This is a messenger RNA of Diuraphis noxia (Russian wheat aphid), 1550 nucleotides long. RefSeq lists its product as uncharacterized. The record is from RefSeq and is a predicted model, not a curated record. Gene Ontology annotation, biological process: regulation of transcription by RNA polymerase II. NCBI's taxonomy places the organism in Eukaryota, Metazoa, Arthropoda, Insecta, Hemiptera, Aphididae. Gene Ontology annotation, molecular function: protein binding. Gene Ontology annotation, cellular component: nucleus.
AAUAUAGGUAGUCAGAUYAUACUCUAUUGUAAUAGAAGGUAGUAUAGACUAUAGUUGGUUUACUGUAAACUUGCUAUUAUAGUUAGUAGUUCGGAAACGUUGAGAGGCGCUAUUCGUUAAUGAGACUAUACCGUCAGGCUGUUCCUUAGUUAAAUAUUUCAUUUUAUACAUUUGUUUACAGUUCAUAAUUUCGUAUAAUGAAUACUUCCACACAAUACAGCAUGCGUUGGGACGACUUUUCAUCCCAUUUCACAAACGAAUUUGUGUCUCUACGGAAUGAUGAACAAUUCGUCGAUGUUACUUUAUGUUGCGACGAUCAAUUCAUCAAAGCUCACAAAGUUAUUUUAUCAGCAUGCAGCCCUUAUUUUAAAAAAAUACUCAUGAUGAAUCCAUCAAAACAUGUCACAGUUAUUAUGCACAACGUGGAAUAUGAACUCAUGAAGACUUUAGUUGACUUUAUGUAUUUGGGAGAAGUACUUGUAAAUCAAAAUAAUGUUGAUAGAUUUUUUAAAUUAGCCAAAACAUUUAACAUAAAAGGAUUUCAAAAUGGAUUCAAUAAAAAUGAAACUUCAAUUUUGCCAUCUUUAUGUGAAAAUGUUGAGCAAGAUGUGCCAAAAAAUGAUGUUAUUGAUUCAAUGGACAACCAUGAUGAUGGAUUAUUUGCUAAUCAACUAGAUCAACUCAAUCAACUUGUAAAUCCCAAUGAAAUAAUUAAACGAAGGAAAAUAGAAACAAAUUAUUGGCAACAAUCUUCUGAAUCAACUCCAUCAACACAACCAGARAAACAGAGGUGUCAUUCUUUGGAUCCACGGCCAUGUCCAGAAUGUGGACGUCAAUAUAGCAGUUUAUCCAACUUAAGGCAGCACAUUGAAUUAAUUCAUAAACCUGGUUGUGUUGUUUGUCCUUUAUGUGGUAAAACAUUCAAAAAUAAGCUUUAUCUACGGCGGCAUUUUAUAAGUUUUCAUGAAAUGUUACCAUCCAAAGUACAAAAUACAUCUGACCCAGGUACACCUUACACUUCAAAUCCAUUACAUUAUCAAUCUGAUCAAAACCAACAAAGAAUACAAAUAAAAGAACAGUCUAAUAGCCAACAAUUAAGUUCUACUUGUUUUGAUCAAAGUAUACAUCCACGAUAAGUAGAGUUAAAUKACAAAUUAUCAUAUAAAGUUGCUUUUUUUUAAUGAUUGUUAAUGUAUUAUUAUUAAGGCUGAGGACAUGUAGCUCUAAAAAUCACCAAAUAUGCACUUAAAUAUAGUUUUAAAAAAAUAAUUCUUCUGUAGGUACCAAUUAUUUUAAUGAAUAAAUUGUAUUUAAAUUAUAAGUACAAUUUACAAGUUACAAUAAGUAUUGUAUUAUUUUGGUUAAUUGUAUGAGUUUUCAGAUACUUCUUAUUACUAUACUUCUAAGAACCCAUCAAUCAAUUUAGUAAGCAACUCUCGAGACAUGUUUUUAGGAAAAACUUGCGUCUGUGAAAAGUUAACAACCAUAUUAAUAUUUUGAUCAAAAUUUUAAAUAAUUUUAAAUUCAACAUUUAAAAUAUGCAUCAAAAA